CGGCUCCCGGGGAAAGGCGGGACGGGCGCGGGCGGGGUAAGAUGGCGGCGGGGGGCGCGGCGGAUGCCCAGGCGCGCUUUGGCCACUCGGUGAAGGGGCUCCUGACCGAGAAGGUGACGAGCUGCGGCACCGACGUGAUCGCUCUCACUAAGCAGGUGCUGAAGGGCUCUCGUAGCGCCGAGCUGCUGGGUCAAGCUGCCAGAAACAUGGUGAUGCAAGAAGAUGCCAUCUUGCACUCGGAAGAUGUAAGCUGUGUUGUUGUGCUGGAGCAGCAGCGUUUCUGGGGACGGGAGGAGAGGAGGGUGGUAGGAACGGUUUGCAGCCGUGCUACAAUUGCUCCCGGAGCCCUGGAGUCAGAUACAUUACUUCAGGCAGCAGGGCUGGUGGCCAGAAUAACUUAGUGCUUCCUCAGACCCGUGCUGCUGGACUCCUGGUGUCCUGCAGGCCUGCCAGCCCUCAAGCUGUGCCCUCUCUGACAGAAAGCUUGAGGAACUGUGGGCUGAAAUAAAGCACUUGUGUCUCUGCCUGUCCCUGG
Messenger RNA from Zonotrichia leucophrys gambelii, 535 nucleotides. RefSeq names its product BLOC-1 related complex subunit 7 (gene BORCS7). The transcript is spliced from 2 exons. The record is from RefSeq and is a predicted model, not a curated record. Gene Ontology annotation, cellular component: BORC complex. The coding region runs from base 42 to 401 and encodes 119 amino acids. NCBI's taxonomy places the organism in Eukaryota, Metazoa, Chordata, Aves, Passeriformes, Passerellidae.